CAAAUAGGUCACUUCACGCAGGUAGUGUGGACAACAAGUAGUCGAUUGGGGGUGGGGAGAGCCAAGACAAAAGAUGGCAAGGCCUGGUACGUCGUUUGUAAUUAUGAUCCACCAGGGAAUUGCACUCGACGCUACGAUGAGUUCGUACCGCGGCCCAUCGUUCAAACUGGGAAAAAAGUAGUUCAGGAGACAGCCCCCAGUCGCUCUAACGAAGUCGAUGACGAGGCCGAGAAAAUUCGUCGUAUGAAGAUCGAUGAUAAGGCCACCGCCAAUGCAGACGCUCACCAUUCCGCUGGUGAAGUAUCAGACUUCGAGAGGGGAAUGCUGAAACGACACAAUCACCAUCGGAGGAAACAUGGAUCGCCACUCCUAAUUUUGGAUAAGGAGUUGAGCAGGCAGAGCCAAGAAUGGGCGGAGACGCUGGCCAAAGAGAACCGCGGAAUGAAGCACCGUCCGCAAGAGAAAUACGGCGCUUGUUUGUACCAAAUCAGCGGCGAUACCUGUUCCGUCUUUCCGAAGGACGUAGUGGACUUCUGGUACAAGAAGAUGAAAGAUUUCGAUUUUCAGAACCCCGAAGGAAAUGCUGCCACAGGAGGGACUCAAGUGAUUUGGAAGGACUCUCAGCGUUUGGGAGUGGGGAAGGCCCCGACGGAAGACGGAAAGACGUGGUUUAUCGUGGCUUACUACGAUCCGCCGGGAAACGUCACAGGAAGAUUUGCCGAAAAUGUCCUUCCUAGAAGAACCUCUUCCAGCUGAGACUCAACACCCGUCCGAUCAUGCUGCCGAUAUAUUGUCCGGUUACUUCAUUGAUUCCACAAAUGAUCUCUUGAUUUUCUCGAUGUUGACUCAUGUAGAUUCGAAAGGAGCUAUCACGGUUUCCUUUAUCUAAUUUUAAAAUGAUUGUACGCGAAUAUUUUACCCCACUGAGGAUAGUACUCGUAGAAUCCCAUGUAAUCUACUAUACUAUCACGUAAUUUUGCUGGAGGAAAGUCAUUGGAGACACUGAGAGAACGCUAGGGAAACGAUAUGCUGACAUUCUUAGGACUCAUCUAGAUAUCUUUGCAUAAUGCUCAAUAUACCACUCACUUUUUUCGCAUCGGUAUACCUACGCAUCGAAAAAGGGGACGAAAAAUUGUUUUUACUGUCUCACCCAUCGUGUGAGAUACUGUUUUAUGUCUGCUCGUUCUUGAAAUAUAUUGCAACCCCCGCUGAAUCAGAAACUUUGUAGAAGUCGUUAUUUUGCUGAUGUAUUGAAUGUGACUUGAUGGGCGCCACAACCCAUACAAUUUUUCGUCAUCGGGUUCGGUAUAUGGGUUAUACCAAUGUUAAAUGUGCAUGCGGAAAAGUGAGGAUUAUAUGGAGAAAUUAACGAUACAUAUUCGAAUCUUUUCGAAUUUCAGAUAUAUUCGAAGAGCAUAGGAUAAACACCUUGGUUUUUGGCUACUAAAGCCCACUACAGAGCUUGCAAUGUCUCCUCUAGGCCUGAAUCAAACCAUAGCGAC
Molecule: messenger RNA, 1502 nt
Organism: Darwinula stevensoni
Lineage: Eukaryota; Metazoa; Arthropoda; Ostracoda; Podocopida; Darwinulidae
Source: the annotation of a GenBank genome assembly